AUGCCUCAGCCAGCCCCCAAAUCCACCAAGGUCCUUGACCUCCUCAGCCUCAAGGGCAAGACGGUCAUUGUCACUGGAGCUUCCGGCCCCAAGGGCAUUGGUAUCGAGGCGGCCCGCGGGUGCGCCGAGAUGGGCGCUGACCUCGCCAUUACCUACUCGUCGCGUCCGGAUGGUGCCAACAAAAACGCCGAGGAGCUCUCCAAGACGUACGGUGUCAAGGUCAAGGCGUACAAGCUCAAUGUUGUCAAGUACGCCGAUGUAGAGGCAUUUGUCAACCAGGUUGUCUCCGACUUUGGCAAGAUUGACGGUUUCAUUGCCAACUCUGGCAUGACUGCCGACAACGGCAUCAUCGACUCGACUGCGGAAGCCUGGGACAAGGUUAUCCAGGUCGAUCUCAACGGAACGGCCUAUUGCGCCAAGGCGGUCGGCGCCGUCUUCAAGAAGCAAGGCCACGGCUCGCUCGUCCUCACAGCCUCCAUGUCCGGCCACAUCGCCAACUUCCCCCAGGAGCAGACCUCGUACAACGUGGCCAAGGCUGGUUGCAUCCACAUGGCGCGCUCCCUCGCCAACGAGUGGCGUGACUUUGCCCGUGUCAACUCCAUCAGCCCCGGCUACAUCAACACCGGUCUCUCUGACUUUAUCGACCAGAAGACGCAGGAUCUGUGGAACAGCAUGAUCCCCAUCGGCCGUCCCGCCGAGUCCCCCGAGCUCAAGGCGGCCUACGUCUACUUCAUUUCAGACGCUAGCUCCUACACUACCGGAUCAGACCUAGUCAUUGACGGCGGUUACACGGCUCGAUAG
Molecule: messenger RNA, 801 nt
Organism: Beauveria bassiana ARSEF 2860
Lineage: Eukaryota; Fungi; Ascomycota; Sordariomycetes; Hypocreales; Cordycipitaceae
Product: mannitol dehydrogenase
Exons: 2
Coding region: 1-801 (266 amino acids)
Cellular component (GO): intracellular anatomical structure
Molecular function (GO): oxidoreductase activity, acting on NAD(P)H, oxygen as acceptor
Source: RefSeq, a predicted model, not a curated record